AGUGCUACAGAGUUUGAGAUCCGCUUCUUGGACGCUUCUGGAAGGCGCUGCGUCACAACCGGUGGAAUCUCAAGCGUUGUCUUGAGUGGCCGUGAUUGCUCAGUUCACUCGAUCUCUGUCUGGGGAAUAGAACAACCUAUCUGUUAGUGUAUGUGUUUGACAACAAGGGGAGAGCUAGGGUAAUAUCCCACUGAAGACUCAGCACACAAUUCAGAGACCGACAGAGGCCACAAGGAAGAAUUCCAGUCAGCAGUGUUAGAGUGGUUAGAGUGUUAGGAAUAUUUUCUCCAAACUGGACCGCGUCAGGAGUGUGAGAAUAGAUGCUGCUUCUUUUUCUACGGUUUCCCAUGAAGGGCCAACUGUUUGUUACCAGUACAGGCGCCACUGUUUCUCCAGAGCCCGUAGCAGGAGGAAUAAUAACAAUCCUGCCGGAUUUACAGCAUGGUUGUCCUGCAGUCACAAGUUCAGCCACAGCCCCGAAGUGGCUCUGUGGGCAGAGGCACCAGCCAACAGUACGGAUCCAACCUGUCUACAUCUCAACACUCUGGAGGUCCCCAACAUGUUAGCUCUAAUGGGCAUAUUUCACCAGUUAACACCAGUCUCCAUCAUGAGCAACAGGAUUACACUGAGACGGACCUUUUGCUCCCGAAUGAACUCUGUGGUAGGUCAAGGUUUAGUGGAUCUGUGAGCGCAAAGGAUGCAGGUGGCGCUGGUGCACCUGCUGAGUCAGUCUGUUCCAUGGUGCUUCAGAUCCUGGUGCCAUUUCUUCUGGCCGGGCUCGGGACUGUGUCGGCUGGGGUGCUGCUAGAAGUUGUUCAGAACUGGGUCGUGUUCCAAGAAGUCGCCGAGCUCUUCAUCCUGGUGACGGCAAUAUUAGGCAUGAAAGGAAACCUGGAAAUGACUCUGGCCUCGAGACUCUCGACUGCUGUGAAUUCAGGAAAAAUGGAACAUGCCAGAGAAAAGUGGAUGUUGAUCGUUGGGAACCUGGCGCUUAAGCAGCUACAAGCCACAGUGCUCGGCCUGUUAGCCUCUCUGAUGGCGACCGUGUUGGGCUGGAUAGUAGAGGGAGAGAUGCCCUUACACCAUGUGAUGCUCCUGGUUUCAACCAGUGUUUCUACCGCCUUCGUGGCUUCUUUUCUGCAAGGUAUUAUUAUGGUGGGAGUGAUCAUUGGAUCCAAGCGGAUGGGAUUCAACCCUGACAACGUGGCCACACCCAUGGCCGCCAGCUUUGGAGAUCUCAUCACUCUUGCUUUGCUGGCCUGCUUCAGUCGUUGGUUCUACUCCCUUAUAGAUCUGUAUCCCCAUGUGUUGUACCUGGUGGUUCUGUUACUGUUGUGCCUGACUCCUCUUUGGGUGGUCAUCUCGUCCAAACACCCAGCCAGUUGCAUCCUGCUCCGCACAGGCUGGGAACCAAUCAUUACAGCCAUGUUCAUCAGCAGUAUUGGAGGACUUAUUCUGGACAAGACUGUGUCAGAUCCAAACCUGGCAGGAAUCAUAGUUUAUGCUCCAGUCAUAAAUGGUAUUGGAGGAAACCUCGUCUCCAUACAGUCCAGCCGUAUUUCUACUAAACUGCAUUUGAAUUACUCACCCGGGGAGGUUCCUGAGGACCGUAAGGGCUGCUUCAGCCCUUGUCGCACUUUCUUUGGUUCAGGAGCAAACCAUCGAUCUGCUCAGAUUCUGCUUCUCUUGGUGAUCCCUGGUCAGCUGCUCUUCUCACUCACUAUUCACCUGAUGAAAGGAGGCACCACUUUGCCCAGUCCUCUACUGACUGUCGCCUUCUUGUCUGCUUCCCUGAUUCAGGUCUUCUCCUUGCUGUGCUUAGCUGACUGUAUCGUCCACUGUCUCUGGCGGAGGGGUAAAGACCCCGACAGUUACUCCAUACCCUACCUUACCGCCCUCGGAGACCUACUGGGUACUGGUCUCCUCUCUCUUGCCUUUGUCAUGCUGUGGUACAUCGGUGACUUAGGCAGUGUUUAGGUUCAAAGCAAGAAAAGGUUUGAAGAAGAACAAAGGUGUCUAUCUCUUAGCUAGCUAUAAAGUUUCCUGCCUUACUGAAUGCUUACCGAUGUCACUACCUGAUGUGAGUCGAGUGCAGAUGUGUUGCGCAUGCUCAGAUUUAAAUGGUUUAUGCCAUAACUUGCCAUACUGAAAUUUGUGAAAUCAAUAAAACAAUAAACGUCUCUCAUUACCAACAAUAACAGAAUGAUGGGAAACAUUUCAAAAACGUUUUAGCUAUCUAUGAUUGUUUGAUUGCUAACAUUAGCUCCAAAUGCUAUUCAACUGACAGCCUUAGUUGUGUAUGACUGCUAACUGGUAGCCAGCAGUGAACAAACUUCAUGAUGUUGGUCCAUUUUAUUGCAUAGACAGAGUCUUCAGUUGCUUUAAAAAGCCUCAACAGAGACCUGUUGGGGAUUUUCUUUGGUGCCGAUAAAGAAUCAAUAAAAUGAUCAGAGAGACUGAGAUGGUUCAUAAUACCUUUUAUUCAAAGAUUUGAGGAAAAUCUGCAGAGUGAACUGGAGAACAUGAGACAGUGUGCUUUGACUUUGGCACUUUUGUUCCAUGUGUGUUUGAAUAAACCAGCAAAACCCAAGAAACAACUUGUG
Messenger RNA from Etheostoma spectabile (orangethroat darter), 2603 nucleotides. RefSeq names its product solute carrier family 41 member 2. Bases 442 to 1977 code for a protein of 511 amino acids. Gene Ontology annotation, molecular function: monoatomic cation transmembrane transporter activity. Gene Ontology annotation, biological process: monoatomic cation transport. The transcript has 13 exons. Gene Ontology annotation, cellular component: plasma membrane. The record is from RefSeq and is a predicted model, not a curated record. Lineage: Eukaryota; Metazoa; Chordata; Actinopteri; Perciformes; Percidae.